Molecule: messenger RNA, 813 nt
Organism: Colletotrichum graminicola M1.001
Lineage: Eukaryota; Fungi; Ascomycota; Sordariomycetes; Glomerellales; Glomerellaceae
Product: short chain dehydrogenase
Exons: 1
Coding region: 1-813 (270 amino acids)
Cellular component (GO): membrane
Source: RefSeq, a predicted model, not a curated record
AUGAAUAAGAACAUUACGAAAAUGCCAACUUCUACAGGCGACCUGGGCUUUGAGUGUGCCGUUAUCACCGGCGGCGCCGGAGGUAUCGGCAAAGUAAUGGCACAAUACUUCAUCUCGAAAGGCAAGAAGGUUCUUAUUGCCGGCCGAACAGAGUCGAAGCUCCAAGACACCAUGAAGGAAAUCGGAGCCGCGGGCUAUUACGUCCUCGAUACCGGCGAAGUCCAAUCGAUUCCAGAUUUCGUCAAGCGAAUUACUGCAGACCAUCCUGAACUGGACUGCCUGGUCAACAACGCCGGUGUACAGCGACCCCUGGAGGUCCUUAAGGAUGACGACUUCCUUUCAAAGGCAGACCAAGAGAUCGACAUCAACAUUCGGGGCCCGAUGCACCUAGCCUUGGAGUUCCUGCCUCAUCUACAGGCCAAGAAGUCUGCUCUCAUCGUCAAUGUUUCGAGCGUUCUCGGGUUUAUCCCAUUCUCCAUCAUCAACCCUGUUUACAACGGCACCAAAGCGUGGUUGCACUUCUGGAGCAUGAACCUCCGCACACAGCUGAAGAAUGGAGGAUCAAAAGUUAGAGUGGUGGAGAUUGCGCCACCGACAGUCUCCACCGACCUGCACCGAGAAAGAUUGGACCCCAAUGACAACAAGAAGGAGAAUAACCCCAACGCCCUUAGCGUUCAUGAGUUCAUGGACCAAGUUGCUAGCAAACUGGAGAAUGGAGAUGAGACCAUCGGGCCAGGAAUGGCUGGGGAGGUUAUUGAUCGCUGGUACGGAGCUUUUGGAGAACAGUACGCAAAAGCAGCUGAAGGCAAGUAA